CCCCUUUCAAUCAAGAUGGCCUUGAGCAACCCCAGCGGCGCUAUAGACUCCAAAAAUGAGGUCCCAGCAUCAGCCACCGAACCAGAAGCAGGCACCGGAGGAGGAGAAGUGUUUUCCGUAUUUACACCAUGGCAGAAGCGGUGGAUCUGUUUCGCAGCCUCAUUCGCGGGCAUGUUCUCCACGAUGAGCAGCUACAUCUACUAUCCAGCCCUUGUACCCGUGUCUCUCGAGCUUGGAGUCUCGCUCUUCCUCGUCAACCUGACCGUCACAUGCUAUCUGGUGGUGGCCGGUAUUGCGCCGGCUUUCAUGGGUGACAUGGCGGACCAGAGCGGCCGGAGACCGGUCUACAUGCUCAUGUUCUCCCUGAUGAUAGGCGCAAAUAUAGGCAUUGCUCUGCAGAAGUCGUAUCCUGCACUGUUUGUCCUUCGGAUGCUGCAGAGUGCUGGAUCUUCUGGCUUGUACGGCGCCGCAUACGGGGUAAUAUCUGAUUUUGCAACUGUCGAAGAACGAGGGAACUAUGUUGGCGCCCUGCUACUGAUGACGGAUAUCGCCCCCAGCCUUGGCCCUGUGAUUGGCGGAAGCAUCACUCAACAAGUCGGGUGGAGGUGGAUUUUCUGGUUCCUCGUUAUCAUGACUGGCACCCACUUCAUCGCCAUGCUCCUCUUCUUCCCGGAGACCCAGCGCAGGAUCGUAGGAAAUGGCAGCGCCAAGGUCAGAGGGGUGUACUGGAGCUUCUUCUCCGCGAGGAACCGAGGCUGCGGUUCCCAAAAUGGACAGGUCCGGUUUCCAAACCCGUUGUCAUGCCUCGAAAUCCUGUCUCACAAGGGCUCGUUGGCGGUUAUCAUGAUUACGGCUGUUACGUACGCCGUGAAGAUGGCGCUUCAGACCUCCCUUAGUGCACAGUGUGUUGAGAUAUACAAUCUCAACUACUUGGUUGCAGGGUUGAUAUACCUACCUUCCGGCAUCGGCGGAGGCGUUGCAUCUUAUUUGACAGGCCAAUAUAUCGAUUGGACGUAUCGGGGAAGGGUGAAACAUCUGCAAGACGAGGGCAGCAGCUAUGACGGCUCGGCCUCCCCAGACUUCCCGCUUGAAAAGACACGACUCAAGGGAAUCUACGUUCUGAUCACGAUCAGUGCCCUAGGCACUCUUGGAUACGGCCUUGCGUUGAUGACGCGAACGCACAUCUCUGUGGUGCUCAUCAUGCAGUUCCUCACAGGAUCGACGACGGCUAGCACAUUUACGAUGUGCGGCACCCUCCUCACCGACCUCAACAUCAACAAGUCUGCGACUGCGCAGGCAGCGUCUAAUUUGGUGAGGUGCCUUAGCGCUGGGGCCGCAAUUGCUGCCUUGCAGCCGUUGGUUGACGCGGCAGGGCCAGCGUGGUGUUUCGCCGUCUACGCUAUUGUAGUCUUGCUCGAGGUGCCUCUGGUUUGGCUGCUGCAGCAGCGUGGGGUGAGGUGGAGGAGAGCCCAAUGUGCAGCUUAAGCUCCAACAGAGGGCCCUAUGAGUAACGCUAGUCGUUCAACACGGGGCGACUCGGAUGGUUGGAGUAGAGCUCCAGUGGCUGAUUAGUGGCUAGUGGCAUGUGUUUGCGGUGAAAUACGUCACAACGCUUAUUCUUUUACUAUCCUGAUCGAAGCUGUAGAUAGUCUAAUCAUGCUAAUGUCACU
Phialemonium atrogriseum is the source of this 1670-nucleotide messenger RNA. Its product is annotated as MFS general substrate transporter. Gene Ontology annotation, biological process: transmembrane transport. Gene Ontology annotation, molecular function: transmembrane transporter activity. The record is from RefSeq and is a predicted model, not a curated record. Lineage: Eukaryota; Fungi; Ascomycota; Sordariomycetes; Cephalothecales; Cephalothecaceae. Gene Ontology annotation, cellular component: plasma membrane. The coding region runs from base 16 to 1485 and encodes 489 amino acids. The transcript has 6 exons.